Mytilus californianus (California mussel) is the source of this 4313-nucleotide messenger RNA. RefSeq lists its product as uncharacterized. Lineage: Eukaryota; Metazoa; Mollusca; Bivalvia; Mytilida; Mytilidae. The record is from RefSeq and is a predicted model, not a curated record. Gene Ontology annotation, molecular function: zinc ion binding. The coding region runs from base 2049 to 3752 and encodes 567 amino acids. The transcript has 2 exons.
ACUGCUAUUGUUUCUUCUGUUACCUAUUCUAACAUCGGACUCGGACUUCUUUUCAACCGAGUUUUACUGUGCGUUUUUCUGUGUGUUUGUUUAUUUCAUAUUGGCUAGAGGUAUAGGUGGAGGGUUGAUAUCUCAUAAAACACCAUAACCCCGCCGCAUUAAUGCCCCUGUUCUAAAUCAGGAACCUCUAGCCUUUGAUAGUCUUGUCUGUUUUUUAAAUUUUGGGUCAUUUGUUUCUUUCGGAAUUUAGUGUGACGUCAAUUUCUAUGAACUAGUAUUCAUUAUUGUUUAGGGGCCAGCUGAAGGCCGACUCCGGGUGCGGGAUUUACUCGCUGCGUUGACGACCCAUUGGUCAUGUUGGUGGCCUUUUUUGCUCUAGAGUUGGAUUGUUUUCUCUUUGAUACAUUCCCCGUUUCCAUUCUCUAUUCUUUAUGCAUAAUACAACACUGAAACAAAAUGACACGUGUAGUUUACCUUGCUUCCACAUUUCAAAAUAUGGAACCAAUUAGGUUCAGAAUAAAGGGUUGUUUUCUGUUGAAAUUCACUCAUUUCCUUUAAAUGCCCUUUUGCUGUUUGAAUAGUGCUUUAAUUAUGACGAAAUACCUAAUAAAUGUAAUUGGCAUACCCAUUUCGGGAAGGAGGCAAAAAAGCUAAGGUAUUGGACAGACAAGGUUAUGAAAAAUUAAUCCUUGUUCAAGCACCUAAAGUAUUUAAAAUUACCCAAUUAACAAAUUCCUGCUCCUUCCUUACACAGUUCUAAUGUUAUAAGAUUUGCCUCCGUUUGUCUAAUUCGAAUUUAUACUAGUGAGAAAAUUGAAACGUGCGAGAUACCAAUCGAUUUGUAUGUUAUUCUUCCUCUUAAAUGUCACUUCAUUUAUUUUUGGAUGACUUCUUAUGAAGUAUGUAAUAUAGGGUAUUUGAAGUAUUUAUCUUCCAUCGUAUAUUCACAUUGUCGUUCUCGUCUUUGAAACCAUAUUCACACAAAUCUAACAAAUACUGUCCUAAAAUGACCGACAAUGUCACUGCAAAAAACAUACCAACAUACAAGCUUUUACACAACGACUAGGACACAUCGAGAUAUAUGUUAAAUUACAGGCACAUAAUAUUCAAGUGACCUGCAUAACAACUUCGAUAAAGAAAAUGACUUAAAGAGUUAAUUGAUGAAUUUUUAAGUAAUUAACAGCACAUAUUUGAAAUCUCCAAUCAAAGAAUAAGUUCUAAUUUCUAUAAUUUUUUUUAUUUCAAUGUAAUAAUAAAAGUCGUGACUGUUGAUGUCCUUAUGAAUCUGUUUUCAUGAAUUGACCGUCAAAUUCGUGAGCUGGGCACAGUUAAUAUACAUGUACAACUCAUGCAUAAGGAUACAUAUUUAAAUUAUAUUGUCGGUUUAAAAACAGAUGUUAAAGUCAAUGACUUGGGCGUAAACAAAUCUACUAUUUCUCUUAUAUACUAGUACUUCUUUCCAUGUAGUCUAGAUGGUAUACCUUUGUUGUUUAACCAUUGGAAAAAAGUAAGAAGCAAUCUUAGCGGCAACCGGCAAAAUUCAAAAUGGAAGGAAUGAAAAAAGAAAAAGGACAGAAAAAACAAUGACCAAGGAAAAAACCAAAAAGGACAGUUCGCCUGUCGUUAAGAAAAUAGUUGCUUCUGUUACCGUUUUGGGAGAAGAACCUGGAAUUUUUGUUGUUUUUAAAUGAGAGAAAGCUAGUGUUAUUGAAAUUAUGGUUAUGAAUGCGGUGAUUAUUACAUUUUUCUUCUCUUACUAAUUUUUUUAACUAAUUAAUCUGCUUUUCUGUGCAUCUUUCUAUUCGUCUUAGUAUGAGAUCGCAAAAAGGUCACUAUGGUUCAAUGACUUUCCGACUUGAGCAACAGAUAAAAAAAUGCAACUUGCAGCUACACGAAUCGAAUCGGUAGCAGUAUGCAGCAACUUGAAAAUGGUUGGUCACAAGAUAGUUCUGUCUGAUAUGUACCUACUCCUCUGACUAAAUUUUUACAUGGUUUAGCAGAUCGUAAAUAGAAUUGUUCCAUUUUUUCUUGGAAAAAAACACACAGAGAUGGCGACUGAAACAAACUGCGUCUGUGACGUAUGUCACGUCCGUCAUAUUAGAUCUACUGUAAGAGAAUAUUGUCCACAGUGUGACCAAAACCUCUGUGAAAAUUGCUCAGAACAUCAUCGAAUAGCCGAAGCCUCUAAAACUCACCAGACCAUAACUUUUGAACAGUACAAGGAAUUACCUCCCUUCAUUCAAAACAUAAAACAUCGUUGUGACCAACAUGGGUAUCCUUUCGAAUUUCAUUGCCAAUUGCAUACCAGUCUUGCUUGUAAGAGAUGCAUUGUUAUGGAACACAGAACAUGUGAUGAUCUUGUUUUAUUGGAAGAUGUUGUAAGCGAUUCUAAUUCGUCAGCUGCUUUAGAGAGGUUGGAAAACUCUCUGCAGGGUGUAAAAUCAAUCAUCACAACAGCUAUAUCAAAAAGUAAAGAUAAUCUGAAAAUAUUACCCAUUAAUGAAGACAACGUCGUUGAGAGGAUCAAGGAUAUGAGAAAGAACAUAAAUUUUGAUAAGUUGGAACAAGAUCUCAUACUUAAAGUAACACAGUCGAAAGUCAAGGGAAAAAGGUAUAUAUCACGAGUCUUACAAGAUUUGGAGACUGAAAAUAAACAAGUAAAUGAGAUAUCCAAAAAUAUCGAAGUUUUAAAAGAAUGUGCCUCAGGCAGGCAGUCGUUCAUAGGAACAAGAAAUCUACAACAAUCUUUACAACAACUAACUAUGCAGUUACAGAGUAUGUACGAGAAAGGCGAUUUUCAUGAUGUCAAAAUUUGUUGCGAGUUUGAUGAUUCAUUUGUUAACAAAGAAGAAGCAGUUGGAUCGAUAGGUUGUGUAUUACCAAGGAAAGUAAACGUUGGUUUCACCUUGAAGAAGAUAGCUGAUGGAGCAGGACAAACAAAGGACUACUUUAAGAUUGAUGGCGUAACUGUUAAACAACUUGAGAGGUUAAGAGUUUAUGGAAAUGAAAUUACAGCAUGUAUGAUGUUGAAAGAAAAUAUAACUUUAUUUUUGAAUAGAGAUAUGGAUCGACAUUCAAAAAUUUUAAAGUUCAUAUCAGGAGACUUCGAGGGAGAUAUAAACCUACUCCCUGCGUCUGUUUUUGAUAUUGCUUAUCUGGACGAAAAACGAGUAUUGGUUACAACAAGAGACAGCAGUAAGUCAAUGAAGGUAUUUGACAUGGAUCAACCCAGAGCUAGACGACAUCUAAAGAUGAACGAUUCGUGUUAUGGAAUUACCUCCAACAAACAGGUAUUUAUUUUCUGUACUAACAAUUGUAUCAAAGUGUUGGAUUACGAUGCUCUCUCCGUCUCCAAUUUCCCUGCUGAUUUUGAAAAUGUAGAUUUACAGGAAACAUAUUUAACCGCAAACGAGAAUAACCUGUUCCUCUCCGACUACCAUCGAGAUACUGUAACCUGUUACGAUUUUAGUGGUAAAGUUGUAUGGACUUUCAGUGACAAAGCAAUAUUGGAGAACCCGCGAGGAAUAGCAUUGGAUGAUCGAUCUAAUGUUUACAUUGCUGGAUCCAUGUCUAACAAUGUCGUCAUCAUGACUUCAAUCGGAAAGCGCGCCAGGGAGCUACUUGGAUUAGCGGAUGGUCUCGUUCAUCCACAUGCUAUCUAUUUCGAUAAAGACGAUGAUAUACUUCUGGUGUCUAAUCUGACAGGACCAGCGUUUAAAUAUUCAAUAACUGUUAAGCAUGUUAAAGAGUAAAGCAUUGAAGAAUACAAAUCAGUUCGUGGUCAUGUUUUUUACCAGUUUAAAGCUAUAUCAAAACACAGAUUUAUUAGUGAUGCCUUUCAGGACGUUGUUUUUUUACUUACUUAUAGCAUAUAGAUGACAAAACACAGAUUUAUUAGUGAUGCCUUUCAAGACGUUGUUUUGUAUUUAUAUAGAUGACAAAAUGAAGAAUUAUCACUGUGAUGCCUCUCAAUGUGUUUUGUAUAAGUUUAUAGUUACGACGAAAUACAGAAUUAUAUGUGACACCUUUUUAUGUGUUGCUUUGUACGCAUAUAGAUGGCAAAAUGCAGAAUUAUUAGUGAUGGUUUUUUAUCAUAUAGGGAAAAUUAUUGCACAUUCCUGUAUUUUGAGAGUAAAAUAUUCUAAGAAAUGUUGACAAAAAGUGUUGGAAUGUUUUUUCGGGUACAUAAUCAGACAUGGUUAAAUGUUAUUACAGUUCAACAGUUGCAUAUAUUGUAUAUUUUCACAAAACCCUCUGAUAGCUACACUGGAUACAAUGUUUCCUCAUUUUGAGAAUAAAUCUUUUAUUGAUGA